CACUACGCCAAUUUGAAUACAUAUACAAUACGCCAUCAACGCGCGACAUUUCUUCGUCGCACCUGAGCCGGCUUGGCCUAAUUGUAUAAAUACACCUUACGAUGGGCCUGGAAUCGGCUAAACGCGGAUAGGUCUUCGAUCGAACAAGAUGGGUACGCGUCAAACGCUUCUUUGUCUAACGACGCUGGGCGUCGCACUAAUGACGACGACACUGGUAGUUCCGAUUGCGGAAGCACAAGGCCAACAGCAGGCACGUAUCGUAUGCUACUUUAGCAACUGGGCGAUUUAUCGACCGGACGUUGGCCGAUACACUAUCGAUGAUAUCCCGGGAGAGAUGUGCACCCACAUCAUAUACUCAUUCAUCGGUGUGGACGACAGUAACUACAAGGUGCUGGUGAUCGAUCCAGAAAUUGAUCUGGAACAGAAUGGGUUCAGGAAUUUUACAGAUUUGAAAAGCAAAUAUUCCAACGCUAAGUUCAUGAUUGCCGUCGGAGGCUGGGCCGAAGGUGGUAAAAAAUAUUCUCAGAUGGUUGCGGUGAAAGAGAGGCGCGAUUCGUUCAUCGAUAGCGUGGUACAGUUCAUUAAGGCAUACGACUUUGAUGGGUUUGAUCUGGACUGGGAAUAUCCCGGCGCGGCCGAUCGGGGCGGUAGCUUCGGCGAUAAGGACAAGUUCUUCUACUUUGUCGAGGAGCUACGAAGGGCUUUCGAUCGAGAAGGCCGCGGAUGGGAGAUUACAAUGGCCGUUCCGGUGGCGAAUUUCAGGUUGCAGGAGGGAUAUCACGUCCCAGAGUUGUGUGAGAAUCUAGAUGCCAUCCAUUGCAUGACAUACGACUUGAGGGGCAAUUGGGCCGGUUUUGCUGAUGUACAUAGUCCUCUUUAUAAACGACCCCAUGAUCAGUGGGCAUACGAGAAAUUGAAUGUCAACGAUGGGGUUCAACUUUGGGUCAACUAUGGCUGCCCACCGAACAAGUUGGUGAUAGGCGUUCCAUUUUACGGUAGAACUUUUACGUUGAGCGCCAGUACGAAAAAUCCCACUCUUGGAUCAUACAUCAACAAAGAAGCUGGUGGCGGUGCUCCAGGUCCCUAUACCAAUGCCAGUGGUUUCUUAGCCUAUUAUGAGAUCUGCACGGAAGUACAAGAUGAAGAAAAGGGAUGGACCAAAAAAUGGGAUGAUGUUGGUCUCUGUCCAUAUACGUACAAGGAUACCCAGUUUGUUGGUUAUGAAGAUGAAGAAUCGCUGCAGCAUAAAAUGCAGUGGAUCAAACAGAAAGGUUAUGCUGGUGCUAUGACAUGGGCUAUUGACAUGGAUGAUUUUCGUGGACUCUGUGGCCCAGAGAAUGCUCUGAUGAAAGUACUCUACGAUAGCAUGAAGGACUACACCGUUCCAGAACCUACAAUUACCACUACACCUAGACCGGAAUGGAAUCGUCCACCGUCGACGCAAUCGUCUGUUCAAGAAGUUACCUUAGCAGGAGGUCCCACGACGACGACAACUCGUCGUCCGAAACCAACUACGACGGCCGCUAAACGGACCUCCCGCAAGCCAACUACAACUACCACAACUCCGGAACCGGAUAUUUCCGAAGAGGAAGAAGAUCGACAACCUGAGCCAGUGCCAGUACCAGCCCCUGCACCAGCUCCCGCUGAGGGUGGCGACGUUGAAGAUGCUGCCGACAUCGACUGCUCUGAUGGUCAGGAUUACGUAGCGUCUGUGGACUGUAGCAAGUACUACCGUUGCGUACAUGGGCAACCGAUAGAGUUUAGCUGCAAACCAGGCACAGCUUUCCACACGAUGUCGAAUGUUUGCGAUUGGAUCGAGAAUGCAGACCGAGCCGAAUGUCGAGGCGAAGUGAAAACGGUAAAGGAUUUCGUGCUGGAUGCGAAGGCGGACGCCCCUUAGAGAUCGAUACUGAUUUUUGGCGUAGGAUAGGUGUCAAACAGACUGAGCUACUCAGUAGAAAUUUAUUAUUUUUAAUUUAUUACAAUACUAAUUAUUAAGAUAUUACUGCCCAUCGAAUGACCGAAUGAUAAACAUUUCAAGUUACUGAUAUUUGACAAAUGUUUGCCUAUUUGUUUGAACAAUGAUAAGGGAAGCUCCAUUAAUUACGUAACGCAAAUAUUGGCCAUUUUCAACCCCCAUCCCCCCUAUGUCACACUUUUUGUAUGAAGCAUCCAAACAUUUUGUAUGGGUUGUCACACUCCAGGUAACCCCCCUCCCGCUCUAAGCGUUACGUAAUUUAUGGAUGCUCACUAAUGUGAUUUUCACCUGAUUUUUAAUGCAAUCAGAGUUAAUUGUCUAAUUUCUUACGGAAUAAAAUAGAAAUCAAUCACGUGUGAAGAAAUUUA
Molecule: messenger RNA, 2346 nt
Organism: Armigeres subalbatus
Lineage: Eukaryota; Metazoa; Arthropoda; Insecta; Diptera; Culicidae
Product: endochitinase-like
Exons: 5
Coding region: 149-1900 (583 amino acids)
Biological process (GO): chitin catabolic process; carbohydrate metabolic process
Cellular component (GO): extracellular region
Molecular function (GO): chitinase activity; chitin binding
Source: RefSeq, a predicted model, not a curated record